CUUGUUCUUUGGUGUUCGGGGCUAAAAGCUAAUAAAGCUCAUACCAAGCACUUGGUCUUCGUCCUUGCGCUUGUUCACUCCUUACAACGAGUGGCGCCCAGACUUCGGUCUCUAGUUUGGCCCAUGGCAUCGCUGCGUUUGCCUCCAGUGUCCCAGCCAAGGCUCAAAUGUCGUCUCCUAAACCGUCACCCACCCCGUCAAUGCGCGCACCCAUGGCCACGGCAGCGCAUUCGAUCACUUCAUCUGGCCAGGAAGCAGGGCCCAUAGCGUUUGCCUUGCAAGCGCUCUCCAACUCGGCGCACACAUCCAAUUUCAGCGGAUCGACCCUGGGCAACGGCCAAUAUGCAACCCAGACAUCAAGUUUACCAACGGCGCAGGCACAGGCACUGCAGCUCCAAUUGAAACAGCUUCAGCUCCAGUUCCAGCUCCAAAACCAGCUCCAGGCGAACGGAUCGGCACUCAACCCCUCGAUACUUCAGCUGCAGUCCUCGGUAGCACCGCAGGCUCACCCAAGCUUGCAAAACACCACCUCCAGUCUCUUUGCCCAAUUCAAAACCCAGGCGCAAGCGCAUGCACAUGCUCAAGCCCAAGUCCAUGGGCAAACGCAAGCCCAGGUCCAAGCACAGGCCUUGCAGUUGGUCGGAGAAGAGGCAGCCGUCGGGACCCCAUCCCCGGCGGUUGUUCAGGCUACACAGUUACAUUCGACCGUCAACUUUGAAGGCCUCAGCUGCAACGAUACUUGGACAACGACGACGACGACGACGGCGGCGGCCACUAUCCUGCCGGGCGAUCCUGGGGCCGAUGACUUGCUGCAGAUGCCGACGGGAAUUGGCGCUGACCGAGCCAUUGUUUUUGUUUCUUUGCGGUGGCGAAUGAUGCUGCAUGCUCGAUACGCCUGCUUGUAA
Messenger RNA from Polychytrium aggregatum, 905 nucleotides. RefSeq lists its product as uncharacterized. NCBI's taxonomy places the organism in Eukaryota, Fungi, Chytridiomycota, Chytridiomycetes, Polychytriales. The coding region runs from base 168 to 905 and encodes 245 amino acids. The transcript has 3 exons. The record is from RefSeq and is a predicted model, not a curated record.